AUGUACACCACGUCCGCGUCACUCGACGAAGACGAGGAGAGCACAGAGAGUGAAGAAGAGAGUGAGGUCGAAGAGUGCACCCCCUCGCCGUCCGCGAGACCGGCCCUGGCCGCCCUUCCCCCGCAGAGGCCUUCACCGAGGGAGGACUCGCUAAUGCUGGACUCGCAGUACUAUAGUUAUAGUCUGGCGUUGGGGGUGACCGUGGGCGCCGGUUGCUUCCUGCUAGCGCUGAACCUGAUCGUCUUCGCCGGCAUUUACUUGCAGCGAGGCAAACGCCGUACCAACCGAAGACCUAGGCGGGACGGUAAACGAAUUAGCGCUUUCCUUCUCUUCAACAUAACCUUUAAGAAGCACCUCGAGCCGAGGAGCCGCAGUCCUGGGCGAUGCUCUCACGUCGCCUCGGAAAAGCACGCUCAAGCGCAGCAGCGACUUGGAGUUAAAAGAUCGACCGGUGAGCGCCGUGGCGCCUCCAAAGAAGCGCGUUCAGAUACAGGAGAUUUCGGUGUAGAGUUGGAAGACUACUGA
This is a messenger RNA of Leptosia nina, 525 nucleotides long. NCBI's taxonomy places the organism in Eukaryota, Metazoa, Arthropoda, Insecta, Lepidoptera, Pieridae. The record is from the annotation of a GenBank genome assembly.